AGCGACUAUCGGUCAAGCCGUCAGUCGUUGCCUCUCCUCCAAACUAGCACCAGAUUAGCAGACCAACAGCCUCCGCGAUGGAUUUGACCCCCGAACUUCAGAAGAGAGCUGAGCAGGACCUGAACGAGGACCCCAGGAGGCGAGGCGAGGACAUAAAGCACAUCAGGGACUGGCUCAGCAAGCAACCACACAUUAAAGCCAGGACAGAUGACGCUUGGCUGCUAGCGUUCCUGCGAGGCUGCGAGUUCUCGCUGGAGAGGACAAAGGAGCGGCUGGACAAUUACUACACACUGCGCUCCCUCAUGCCGGAUGUUUUCGAUAAUCGGGACCCACUCGGCAAGGAGCUGGUGGCCGCAGUCAGCGCCAGGGUGCUGCUGGAGCUACCGGAGCCGGACGAGCGUGGCAGCCGGGUGUUCCUGCUGCGGCUGGGCGCCGCCGACCCGGCCACCAUCCCCGUGGAGAGGGUCUUCAAGCUGAACUUCAUGGCGGGCGACCUCAUGCUGCGCGACGACCCGGCCGCCAUCAUCUGCGGCAACGUCAUCCUGCUGGACCUGGACGGCGCCAACAUGGGCCACGUGCUCCAGAUGACGCCCGCCUUCGUGUCCAGGAUCAUGACCAUCCUGCAGGAGGCGUACCCCCUGAGGACGCUGGCGAUCCACUACAUCAACGCCCCCUCGGCGGUGGACGUGGUCAUGUCGCUCUUCAAGAACUCCCUCUCUGGCUACCUGGCCACACAGUUUCACCAGCACGCUGACCUGGAGUCACUUCACAAGUUCUUCCCAAAGAGGAUUCUGCCGAAGGAAUACGGCGGGGAAGCGGGAACAUUGGCAGAGCUCAACGAGCGAUUCCGCAAACGCCUCGAGUCCCGGCGGGACUUUUUCCUGGAGGACGGCAAGUACGGAGUGGACGAGAAGCUGCGCCCCACCGCCGCCCGCUCCAAGGCGCGCCGCGACGUCUUCGACAUGGCCGGCUCCUUCAGGCAGCUCGCCGUAGACUGAUCUCCUGAAGACGGUCCACCGUCCGAAACGCCCCUGAUCUUCACAGUACCUGUGACGCUGUGCGUGGACCUACAAACUUUCGUAGUGCUGGAUUCAUUACUAGCUCCAAAGGACAGAAUACCAACAAUCUACUUGAAAGCUGAAAAAAAUUGGACAAACUAUGUCGCGCUUUUGAUUACUUCGAAUUUUACUUCUUGUAGCUUUAAAUUUUCUUUCACGAAAGAAUAGCAGAAAGCGAUGGAAAAAUCUAAGUAUUAAGAUACCAGUGCAAAGUGAAACGACAGUCCAGAUCAACAUAAUUACACUCACAGAAAAAGCAAUGAAUAUUUCACAAUAAUACUUCUAAAAACAUUUCGCGUAUGCGUGAGUUUCUGUAUCUGUAUAGUUUGCAUGAGUGUUAAUAACUAUGUUCGGAGAGCAUUCAGUUACUAGGUGUAAAAUAAUUUCAGAAAGGUCACUCAGGUGUCGAAAAGGAGUGUGAAAUUGAUUUCACUUGUAUUGAUAGCCGCUUAAUUAUUUUUUAACAUUUUGUUCUAGUGUUUUACUUACUAAAUAAGUAACUGGGCGCUAUUCUGUCCCGUCUUGUUUGCUACGAGAAGCAGCAUUCGAUUUUUCACGCCCGCCGUGUGUCUUUUACAGCAUUUAGUUUCCGAUUUUAUUACCAAUAAGGAUUAUCAGUUCGCUAAAAUUAGUUUAAAAUGUAGGUAACUUCCUGUAGUUUUUUACAGACGUGCUGUUAGCUUCUGUGCCGUUUCUGAAAUUCAAAACAAUUUAUGUCAGUUUCCAAAACACAUUUUCAUUAGUAAUUACUACAGUAAUUACUACAGAAAUCUAUUGUUUUAUAACUCUUUAUUCAUAAUAAUUAUUUAUAAUGUAGAACCCCAAACCAUAUUACAG
Molecule: messenger RNA, 1895 nt
Organism: Schistocerca piceifrons (Central American locust)
Lineage: Eukaryota; Metazoa; Arthropoda; Insecta; Orthoptera; Acrididae
Product: alpha-tocopherol transfer protein-like
Exons: 7
Coding region: 78-998 (306 amino acids)
Cellular component (GO): membrane
Molecular function (GO): phosphatidylinositol bisphosphate binding
Source: RefSeq, a predicted model, not a curated record